AUGGAGAAGCCGCUGCAAACUCAGGAAACUCUUCGAUCUCCACGCAAAGCGAUUGAAGAGCGCUCGCUAAAAAAUGGUGUUAGGCUAAGACAAAAUCUUUUCGUGGAUGCAGCGCCAGAAGGGAAAGACUUGGUUGGAGCAGUGUUUCCUGACGCAGCUGUCUACAGAGGCUACGACGAACUGCUUUGGGGCUACUUCAUUAUUGCCGUGUAUAAGGAUCCAAGCACCAGUAAACUGAACUCCCUGAUCGUGGAUAAGCUGGGAACAACGUAUUUUGACGCUGUCAAUACUUCUCGAAAAUCGCGAUUUUAUCCUGCAAUCGAGAACUUGUCCCCUCAAAACAUCAAUUCAAGCGUUAGAAAAUGUAUAGCUGUCUCUUUGCUGCAAAAAUUCGCCGAUUUGAAACCCGAAAUAACACAGAAACUCCAACCACAUAUGAAAUACGACUAUGAUCCCACAACGGCCGGAGAUCUCGCUAACAACUGCGAGCUCAUUGGUUUCUGCUCUCCUGCAGAUGUAGGUAAAAGUUUGGAUCGUCUGGGGUUUCUACAAGACCACCAUAUAAACUCGUUUCUUCUCGACGUCGUUUACGAGCAGAAGCCAUCUGCUAUUGACGCCAACAAUGAGCUCGUUUUCCAUUUAGGCGAUCAACUGGAGCAGCUUUUUGAUCCUUUGGCAGAGUACUCCCCGGAACAAACAGAAAUCAUAUACAAACCACCGGAGGACCACACGAACCUGGAAAAAGACGAUCCGAUGGUAUCUUCUGUGUGCAACGAACUACUGCAAGUGCAAACAAAAUUUACUCUCAGCUUGGUGGAGUUUCUUCAGAAGUUUCUGAUACCUCUUCGCAUAGAAGUGGCCAACGAUGAAAUAGAUGGACUUUCAAUACCAAAGCUAAACCGUCUAUUUCCUCCAACUAUCGAUGAGGUUACACGAAUCAAUUGCAUUUUCUUAGAUGCUUUGAAAGCUUCUAGUUCCUAUGGCUCACAAGAGGUCUUAAAUGCCUGCAGCAUCACCAUUCCAUACUUUUACAAAGCUUACACAAGACAUGAGGCAGCUACCAAGAGCUUCUCGAAGCAUAUCAGGCCCUUUAUGGCCAAGUUUCAAGAUAAACUGCCGUCCCGUGAUAUCUACUCGCGGCUGAAGAUGGAAACCAUUAUAAAGAGCCCUCAGGAGAUUGUCUUGAAAAUGAAACUCAUUCUCGAUCGGCUGUGGUCAAAUAAAAGGUGGGCGCCCGAAAAUGCAGAGUUGGCUGAGGCUCGGUACUCGACAACUUGCGAUAUAAUUGACUCGUUUGGAGCAGACGAAAGGCCAUUGAGCACUUACAGCGCAAGGGUCUUCACUCCAUCAGGCAAAUUAUUAACAGAGUUAGCGAAGGGCUGGCCCACCGAAUUACAGUAUAAUUGGCUCAAAAGAAGAGUUGUAGGUGUUUUUGACGUGAUGGACUCUAAUGAUAAUACGCAAAGGAACAUUCUCGUCAUUUUUAGCGACUACAUUGUAGUGCUCAAUGUCAUCGACACUGGUUCAUAUUAUGAUAAUUUCGCCGCCAAAAAACCGCUUCUUUCGGAUGUACUGAUGAACUCUCUAAUAAAUGAGGUUCCUCUUCCUCCGAAAGUUCCGAAAUUGCAAGUGGCAAAUUUCUUCUACAUUGACAACGUAAUAGCAUCGACUUUCGGAAAAGACAUGAUCAGAAUCGAUCAUGUUGAGCCCAGUAAUGCUAGUGCUGUCGCGUUCAAAAUUAUUUCAUCGUCUCUAACAGGCUCCGAUGUUGUCGAUUUGAUCGUAAAAGCCAAAGUCUUAGAGAAAGAAACGGCAUUUCAUCUAUUCCGAUACGUGGAUGAGGAUCUUCAGAUAUUUUCUACCGCUCAUGAAAUGAGUGCUUACUCUACGGAGAGCAUACGAUCGAAGUUUUGUCUGUUCUUGAACAUCGACCCCUCUCCAAAUUUCCUUCACGAAAAUAACUUAGUCGCGGUAUUCUUUGCAACACUGAAGCCUAACGGCUGUGUCACAAUUACUGAACUGACUUGUGAAGGAAGCGAAAAGCGUUUCACCGUUGAAUUGCAUGGCUUAGUACAGGUCCUGUUUUCAGAAAUAAAAACACUUUACACCAAGUUUUACUCUACAGCACAUUCACCUUUCCUCACUCAACUAUUAGAGAUCAAUGGCCAACUAGUUAAAAGAGUAGGCCAUCACUUCAAUGAGGAUUUAGAGGUAGCCUCCGCAUAUCAAAUGGGGAACGCUUCCUUUAUCGCAGCGUCUCAUUCGACAUGCUCCCGAUCCAGGUCCUUGACUACCGCCACAACAUUUAGGAGUUCCACGAGCAAUUUACAGCAGGAAUCGCCUACAAAAAAGGAUCAAGUCAUUAAACAUCGUGGAGAGGUCGUUGAAACAAAGUACGAAAAGAACCAAACCGUCAAAGAAAGAGAUCGAAAGACUGGAGGAGUGUCUAGCCGAAAAAGGCGCAGCUUCAUGGGAAAAAUCUCAAGACUUUUUGGCAAGAAAGACUCUAAACAAAAUGAAAUCACCACCAAGACCCCCAAACGUGCCCCUAAGGCUAAAUUGCCUACUCCCAGUUCUAUUAAAGAAAGAUCUCAGGUUACGGGACGUGGCGGCACGCAGCGCAUGAGCUCUAUUGUACACAAGCCAUUGACAAUGCAGAAGAGUAAGGAAAGGAACAGCCUUUUGUCUGAUGUAACUAGCUCCAGGGUUCCUAGCACCGAAUUAUUGUCUUCCAACAAUGCUGAAAAGACGACUACCUCUCGUCGACCUCCUUCCGUUCUUGAUCACGUUCCCGGUGUCAACCUUAAUUCAGAGCUCAAUGGUCAGAAAAUAUACAAAUUGGAUGGAGAGGAACGCGAGAGUAGGCUCUUCAAUCAAGAUCUAUAUGGAGAUGACUUUGAUGUAGAAAAAGAUGAUACGCAGGUCAGUGUCAAUGCUGGACGCCAAAAUGAAAAAUUGGAGGCAUUCGUCGAAAACCGUCAAUCUGACAAUAUUUCCUCUAACAAAGAGGAUUCCUUGUUAGUAGGACGGGGAUUAAACGCCAACACUCUACAAGACAUUCAAAACAGAAAUUUAGAUUUGGUUCAAGAUCAUGAGCAAUUGUCGUCUCAAGCUGAUGAAGAGGGGCGUAACAAAAAUCCCACUGAAGAAUCGAAGCAAAAACGUAAGAUAUUUCCAGAAGUGAAAAGACUUAUCGUUCAGAAUAGUCAAUUUGAAAGAUCUCCCUCCUUCAGAGAAUUCUUUGAAAAUAUGAGACUAGUCCUGGAUGACAGUGAUGAAGCUUCUAAUUGGAAGAGACUCCCGAGUGACACAUCUUUGAAAACCAAACAGAGAUCAUUCAAUAAGAAGCCAGAUACUCACGCUUUCAAAGAUCUUGUACCUCUGAAUAGAUACCCGUCAGAGCAUGGCAUUGCGCAAUCUCAGGGAACACACGAUAUGGACGAGUCAUCGACACCACAAUCAAAGGGCCCAGACAUCAAUGAUAAACCCCCAAAUUCCACUGGCCAUGACGAGGCCAAUACACAAACUGAUAUUUCAGGGAAUGCAAAGGUCGUCAACAAGAUUGCAGAAGCACUUGCAAAUAACCGAAAUAACACGGCAGGGUUCAAAGUAAUAAAGCACUCGCCUUCGAAGACCGUCAACUUUGAUGCAAAGAGCUCUUCGCUCCCACCUGAAGAACCAGCCAUCCAGCUCAUUGGGGAAAGAGACAGUGUUUUGCAAGUGCCAACAACACGCAACGUAUUGGGCGAUUCGAACUCUCAGGCCAAUGGACCGGAAAAGAGUGCUGGAUACGAACAUGACAAAAAAGGCGGCUUGAUUCUUGAAGAGCUGACCGAUGCUAAACAGCGAGUUGCGCCAACCUUAACAGGCAACAAUAGCAGCAAAGCCGAUGUUAGCGGCGCUGUGAUCAGUCGUAGGGACAGUGCGACCCAGGAACAGCUUCUAGAUGACCCUGACUUCAGUUCAUUUCAUAUCACCUUUAGUGACAGCGAAGAAACACAAGAUCUAGCGAGAUAUGACCAGCCAACGACCUUGUGGACUCGCACCGUACUCGGACAGUCACCUGAGCUGGAGCCCGUAUUCUACAGACUGCCUGCAAUUGAAAGGUCCAACGAAACCUUUUUCACCUGUACGGAUGGCGACAUCGGCAAGUCAGGACUCGCAAGACGUGCUGGCAGACCUAUUGAAAAUGAAGAUGCUGAUGAGGCACUGUGGAUAUCACCCAGCAAGCUAGACAUGUUCGAUUUGAGUAAACAGCCCGAGAACGUUUUUGCUCAAAUCAGUCUUAAAAACAAGCGAAUACCAAUCAAAGAAGCUUGCUCCCCAAAUUUGACUAAUUUAGCGGAUGAUAAGGAUCUCUUACCGGAUUUUUCAUAUGCUUAUCUAGGUGGUCUUUUGAUGCACGAUGGGGAUGACAACGUCGAUGAAGAGGAUGACGACGUCAACAGCGCUGGUGAACCGACACGUCUCAGAUUCUAUGGGUGA
Molecule: messenger RNA, 4485 nt
Organism: Lachancea meyersii CBS 8951
Lineage: Eukaryota; Fungi; Ascomycota; Saccharomycetes; Saccharomycetales; Saccharomycetaceae
Source: the annotation of a GenBank genome assembly